AUGAAAGUACCAAGGAAAGAAGAGCGGGAAGAUCUCUAUGAAAGAGAAAAGAGCCCCAAGCACAGCACAAAACAAAAGGAACUUGACAAUCGGAUCUUGCAAGCUACUAGGUCAGUUUCUAAAUCGACUUUUGUGCACAGAGUUAUUAUCAAAUCGGAUCCGGAUCUUUUUGCUGAGUCUCGCUAUCUGGCUGGAAAAGGAGGCAGGAGCUUUUUCUUGACUAAUGGGCGAGGUCCCAAGAGGAAAAAGGUUGCUCCGCUUCCGUUAGUUAUUUUAGAGGCCAAUGUAAAGAUAAACCGACGUUUCACCAGUCUCAUGGGUGUGGAUGUCCAGUUCGUCCCGCCUCUCGUCAAAGAAGUUGAUAAUCCUCAGGAUUUGGUUCGUGGGCAUUUUCGGCCAGGAUGUUCAGAAAGGGUUUUUCGAAAAAAAGCGAAAGACUCAUAUUUCCCCUCCCGAGAUCCAGAUUCGCGAAGUCUAGCAUCUCGGUCGGUUGACGAAGCUUUUAUUGGACUCGCUUUCCUUCUCUCCGCUAAUCGCACUGAAAUGACUAGACUGGAUCGUUGGUUGAAUCUCCGCCCUACUUUCGCUUGGACCGAAAGCGGAAAAGAAGUCAACUUACUCGAGGGUGCGCGUCGCACUAAGCUAAUAGCUGGCCUAGUUCGGAAUGCUCAAACUAAACAAGCAAAGGAGGGAGAGGAGAAGGCAUUUCUUUCUAAAAGCCUUAUAUGGCGGCAUUCAUUCCCAUUUCCUCGACUCGCAUGGGUGGGAAAUCGAUUGAUGAGUCAGUUACUUGACUUGCUUGCCUUUUCGAUGACAUUGCGGCAAGCUAUCUCCUUUAAGGCAAAAAAGAAACGGUUUUUCGCACAGCUUGCUCAUAGUGCAGGUCCCACUUGUAUAUUGUAUUUGGCCGAAGAAGCAUCGGAUAGGUUGGAGUUCUUACCUUCUUGGGACUCCAUGGACCAAGAUCUGCUUUUAUUAUAUGGGCAAUAUCGAUCUACUUUAGUACAUCAUAUGGAUGUAGAAAAAGCUUCUGAUUUUGAUGAAUUGGAAACAUCUCUUUUCCAUUUCUAUUUACCUAGUUCAUAUCUUUCUUUCGUGUGUUCCGGGGAGUAA
This is a messenger RNA of Dovyalis caffra, 1113 nucleotides long. The record is from the annotation of a GenBank genome assembly. NCBI's taxonomy places the organism in Eukaryota, Viridiplantae, Streptophyta, Magnoliopsida, Malpighiales, Salicaceae.